AUGCCUGACAUAGAAAAGACAUCCGCGGCACCAAAGAAGGCUGCCGACACGGCUGGCAUUGGGACAAUUUUGAAGCAUGCCGAUAGGGGCGACGCCGAUGAGGCGCUCAAGGUCUUGCAGGGCGCGGAUGGCGAGGUCAUUGUAUUGACUCCCGAGGAAGAGAAGAAGCUGCUGAGGAAGAUCGAUUUGAACCUGAUGCCGUUGCUGUGCAUUGUGUAUGGUUUGAACUAUCUGGACAAGACGACAGUUUCGUAUGCGUCAAUCAUGGGCCUCAAGACGGAUAUCAACCUCGUUGGACAAGACUAUUCAUGGGUUGGCUCCAUGUUCUAUUUUGGUUACUUGGCAUGGGAAUGGCCGACGAACCGUCUCCUACAACGAUUUCCCCUGGCUAAAUACUCUUCGUUCAACGUCAUCAUGUGGGGUCUAACGCUGUGCUGUCUUGCUGCAGUGAAGAACUUCGCAGGAGCAAUGACAGUGAGGUUCUUCCUGGGUGUUUUCGAGGCAGCUGUAUCCCCCGGAUUCGCCUUAUUUACCAGUCAGUGGUACACAAUCCGUGAACAGGGUGCUCGCACAGGCUGGUGGUUCAGCUUCAACGGCUGGGGCCAGAUCCUCGGCGGGUUUGUUGCCUACGGCAUCGCCGUCGGGACCGAAGCUCACCCUAUUGCGAUCAAGUCAUGGCAGCUAGUAUUUCUGGUCAUCGGACUGUUCACAGCUGCUAUGGGAGUGCUCUUCCUGUGGUUGAUGCCGGAUAAUCAAAUGAAUGCCAGGUUUUUAACGCCGAAGGAGCGUAUAAUGGCUGUCGAGCGCAUUCGAAUGAACCAACAAGGCGUCGGCAACAAACACUUUAAGUGGUACCAGUUCAAGGAGGCGAUGACUGAUCCCAUGAUUUGGUCAUUCGUAUUCUAUAGUUUAAUAGCCGAUAUCCCGAAUGGUGGGAUCAGCAAUUUCUUCUCCCAACUCAUCGUAUCUUUCGGGUUCACACCAAAGCAGUCACUAUUGGUCGGCACACCAGGAGGCGCCGUCGAAGUCAUCGCACUGAUUGUGUGUGGACACUUGGGCGACAGGCUCCAGAACAGGCUGCUUGUAUGCACAUCUGGCCUUCUCGUCGCCAUUCUGGGCAUGCUGCUCAUCACAUGCCUCCCUCAAGAUAUGAGCCUCGGCCGGCUCAUAGGCUACUAUCUGACACAAGCCUCGCCCACGCCGUUUGUCGCGCUGUUAUCUCUCAUCUCGACCAAUGUUGCUGGAUGGACGAAGAAGACGACUGUGGCAACAAUGUACCUAAUUGGCUACUGCGUGGGCAACAUCAUCGGCCCGCAGGUGUUCCAGGCCAAGGACGCGCCUCAAUAUCGCCCGGCUGAGAUCACCAUUAUCGUUUGCUGGUGUGUAUGUUUAGUGGACUUAAUGUUCAUUUACUACUGGUGCAGACGACAGAAUAAGAAGGAGGCGGUCAUAAGAGCUCAGCCUGGAUAUCAGAAGCUGGAUGGCCAGGAAUUCCUGGACUUGACGGAUGGGGAGAACCCUGAAUUCGUCUAUAGCCUAUGA
Messenger RNA from Pseudomassariella vexata, 1542 nucleotides. Its product is annotated as major facilitator superfamily transporter allantoate. Gene Ontology annotation, cellular component: plasma membrane. Lineage: Eukaryota; Fungi; Ascomycota; Sordariomycetes; Amphisphaeriales; Pseudomassariaceae. The transcript is spliced from 7 exons. The record is from RefSeq and is a predicted model, not a curated record. Gene Ontology annotation, molecular function: allantoate transmembrane transporter activity; dipeptide transmembrane transporter activity. The coding region runs from base 1 to 1542 and encodes 513 amino acids. Gene Ontology annotation, biological process: dipeptide transport; transmembrane transport; tripeptide transport.